AUGUUACAAAAUGACACGGACGAAUAUGGAUUGAAUGGAAUGAGUUUUGUUUCUGUUCAGUGCCCAGACUCUACCUAUUGUCAUCGAACUCCUCGUGUGCUCAAUGUGAAUGGUGACACUUAUGUUGAAGUUGAUUCAGAUCCAAAUUCAUGUCAAGCUGAUAAAUUCCAAUACACUGCUAGAACCGCUUCAGGAAUUUCACGAAAUGCUGACGUUUAUAUUGAAUUCAAGAAUUGCAUGUGUAAGAGUAAGAUUGAUUUCAUGUUCGUGAUUGAUGCAUCAGGAUCCAUUGGUUGGGACAAUUUCCAAAAGAUUCGUGCUUUGGGUCAACAAAUUGUCUCUCGCAUGCAAUUGGGUGAAGAUGCCAUUAAGAAUACCUUUGUGAAUAUGCCCUAUGAGGCUGGAUGGACUGCUCAAUUGGCUGGUAUUCGUGAAGCAUUUAAUGAAUUGGCACGAAAUGGAAGAACAGACGCUGAGAAAGUCAUGUAUAUCUUGACAGAUGGUCUUGCAAACAUACCAUGUUCGUGUGAUGCUUGUUCUUCAUUCUGGAGCACCAAACCAAGUCUUUAUCCCUACACCGUUGGAACUUUAAUUAUUGACAAUAACCAGCUCAGCAACACACAAAAGCAACAAGCUUAUCAAAAUCAAUGCAAUUAUCAAUUUCCUUACACUCCCGGAGAUCCAAACAACUUUGCAUUCUAUCCUUAUUCUUGUUCACAAUGUUCAUGGGAUGAUUAUUCAAGUAGUUGCUUGCCUUGUGCAGAUGCUAUACCAGUUGCUCAAAAGAUCAAUAGUUGGAAGAAAAAUUCUGCUGGAGUGAUUCCAUCUGAUCCAGACAAUCCAUUCAAUCGUUACAACGUUCAAUGGAAGAUCAUUGCCAUGGGUGUUGGUGAUGCAUUAAGUAAUCCAUUAGGUUCUCGUGAAUUGAGAGGAAUGAAUUACAAUGCCGAUCGAACCAUCAAUGUGCCAUGGGAUGAUUUACAAAAACUUUUCUGA
Naegleria fowleri is the source of this 996-nucleotide messenger RNA. RefSeq lists its product as uncharacterized. The record is from RefSeq and is a predicted model, not a curated record. NCBI's taxonomy places the organism in Eukaryota, Heterolobosea, Eutetramitea, Acrasida, Naegleriidae. The transcript is spliced from 4 exons. Bases 1 to 996 code for a protein of 331 amino acids.